Molecule: messenger RNA, 1393 nt
Organism: Propithecus coquereli (Coquerel's sifaka)
Lineage: Eukaryota; Metazoa; Chordata; Mammalia; Primates; Indriidae
Gene: IRF4
Product: interferon regulatory factor 4
Exons: 8
Coding region: 11-1366 (451 amino acids)
Biological process (GO): regulation of transcription by RNA polymerase II; immune system process
Cellular component (GO): nucleus
Molecular function (GO): protein binding; DNA-binding transcription factor activity, RNA polymerase II-specific; RNA polymerase II cis-regulatory region sequence-specific DNA binding
Source: RefSeq, a predicted model, not a curated record
GGGCGCGGGCAUGAACCUGGACGGCGGCGGCCGGGGCGCGGAGUUCGGCAUGAGCGCGGUGAGCUGCGGCAACGGGAAGCUGCGCCAGUGGCUGAUCGACCAGAUCGACAGCGGCAAGUACCCGGGGCUGGUGUGGGAGAACGAGGAGAAGAGCAUCUUCCGCAUCCCCUGGAAGCACGCGGGCAAGCAGGACUACAACCGCGAGGAGGACGCCGCGCUCUUCAAGGCUUGGGCGCUAUUUAAAGGGAAGUUCCGAGAAGGCAUCGACAAGCCAGACCCCCCUACGUGGAAGACGCGUCUAAGAUGCGCCUUGAACAAGAGCAACGACUUUGAGGAAUUGGUUGAGAGGAGCCAGCUGGACAUCUCGGACCCGUACAAAGUAUACAGGAUCGUUCCCGAGGGAGCCAAAAAAGGAGCCAAGCAGCUCACCCUGGAGGACCCACAGAUGACCAUGAAUCACCCCUACCCCAUGGCGGCUCCUUACCCCCCACUCCCAGCCCAGCAGGUUCAUAACUACGUGAUGCCACCCCUCGACCGAAGCUGGAGGGAUUACGUCCCUGAUCAGCCACACCCUGAAAUCCCGUACCAAUGUCCCGUGACGUUCGGACACCGCAGCCACCACUGGCAAGGCCCAGCUUGUGAAAAUGGUUGCCAGGUGACAGGAACCUUUUAUGCUUGUGCCCCACCCGAGUCCCAGGCUCCCGGGAUCCCCACAGAGCCAAGCAUAAGGUCUGCUGAAGCCUUGGCGCUCUCAGACUGCCGGCUGCACAUCUGCCUGUACUACCGGGAAAUCCUGGUGAAGGAGCUGACCACGUCCAGCCCCGAGGGCUGCCGGAUCUCCCACGGACACACUUACGACGCCAGCAACCUGGACCAGGUGCUGUUCCCCUACCCUGAGGACAAUGGCCAGAGGAAGAACAUCGAGAAGCUGCUGAGCCACCUGGAGAGGGGUGUGGUCCUGUGGAUGGCCCCCGACGGGCUCUACGCUAAAAGACUGUGCCAGAGCAGGAUCUACUGGGACGGGCCCCUGGCCCUGUGCAGCGACCGGCCCAACAAACUGGAGAGAGACCAGACCUGCAAGCUCUUUGACACCCAGCAGUUUCUGUCAGAGCUACAAGCGUUUGCUCACCACAGCCGCCCCCUGCCAAGAUUCCAGGUGACGCUGUGCUUUGGGGAGGAGUUUCCAGACCCCCAGAGGCAAAGGAAGCUCAUCACGGCUCACGUGGAACCUCUGCUCGCCAGACAACUGUAUUAUUUUGCUCAACAAAACAGUGGACAUUUCCUGAGAGGCUACGACAUCCCCGAACACAUUAGCAGUCCGGAGGAUUACCACAGAUCUAUCCGCCACUCCUCCAUUCAAGAAUGAAAAAUGGCAAGACAAGUGAUUUUGUUU